Trichoderma virens Gv29-8 is the source of this 1104-nucleotide messenger RNA. RefSeq lists its product as uncharacterized. The coding region runs from base 1 to 1104 and encodes 367 amino acids. The transcript has a single exon. Lineage: Eukaryota; Fungi; Ascomycota; Sordariomycetes; Hypocreales; Hypocreaceae. The record is from RefSeq and is a predicted model, not a curated record.
AUGACGGGCAAAGUCCAGGGUGCCAACCGCCACAAACGAGCUCGCUACGAAAACAGCGUCGUCCCCAACAGCCCACGCAACCCGACGCUCUUGGAUACCAUAAACCUGUCAUCGGGCGAUGAGGCAACGAUUGUGGCAGAUCCCGCCGCAGCCCAGGUUGCCUAUGUGCUGCCAUCCCAAACCGCCACGCAAGAUGCCGAGGACAUCUGCCACUCGGCCAUGCUACAGCUCGUUUCGCCUGCGUCCGAGCCGGCUCUGCGAUGGCCUGUACAAGAUUCCCUCCCCAUCAACAUCCUCUUCGAUAUCGAAGAUAGCUUUUGUCGACCUUCUGCCGACGAACAGCCACACAGCCAGCAACGCCCUGAGUGCCACGAGGGCCAGGGCCAACUUACGGAUGCUUCUUCGAUGAAUACCGGGCUAGAAACAUCACGACACGGCUCAGAGGCCUGCACAACGAGACAUGUGAGCCGGGAGCCCAGCAACUCAGGCCCGCCGGAAGCCCAGCCGAGCUUGCGCUCAGGCUUGGGUUCAACCUCGAGCGCUCGAGACAGGACGCCGCUGAACUGCAUUCCCUUGCUAGAGCAGCUGUGGCAGCGCGAAGGAUGUGCGCAUCUACAGCCAGACUCUGUCAUAGCUACUAACAAGAAAGCCGUCUCCGCACUGUCCAAGCUGGUUCCAGGUCUUGAUAGCUGCGACAAAGGUGAAGCCGACCUUAUGCUCUACACCCUCGUCAUGCAGGCUAUCGUCAACUCUUACAGACAGGUCUGUGACUCGUGGUUGCAAGCAGGGUCCGACGUUUCCGGGCCACCCAACAAGGGCCCUUUGACGCCGUGUGAGAUGGACGCGCCCAGGUUCAGGUUUGGAACAUUUGAAAUUGAUGCAGAAUCGCAGAGGAAACUGUUUACACAGGUCGUGCUGGGAGAGAUUAACAAGGCCAUGUUGCUCUGGACCAAGUUAUGGGCCGUUGUGUCGACCCAGCAACUCAAUGGCCGAGGGGGCAUGGGACUCUGCGAAAACAUCCUUCUCGAAGCAGGGAUCACACUUCAAAGAAAAAUAACAGAGAUAAGCACCUCUGUCGCAGUUUAUAGCACUGAACCACAAUAA